UCGGGAGCGAGCGUUGGAGCGGGUAGCGGCGGCGGGAGCGAGCGGCGGUGUCGGGAGCGAGCGGCGCGCGGCUGGCCGGCAGGCAGGCAGUGGGAUCAAAUGGAUGCUUCAAGCGUGAAAAUCUUUUGGGAUAGAGUAAAAAAGGAGAUUCAUUCAGCAUGAAUGACAUCAACCUGAGUCAGGUGGGCAUGGAGCAGCUGAGUGCUUCGUCCGUCAGUACUACCUUACCUGUGACAGCAACUCACCUGGGCAUGAGCUCACCCACUCACAACCCUCUCUCAGCUCCAGGAAUGCCCGUAGCGAUCCCGAACCUGAGCCCUACCUUGGGCACUCUCCCCUCCGCCCUCUCGUUGAUGCUUCCGAUGAGCAUCGGGGAACGUGGCGUCAUGUGCAGCAUUCCUGACCGCAACUACACGCUGCCCCCUCCUCCUUACCCACACCUGGACAACAGCUACUUCCGGCACAUUUUGCCAGGCAUUCUGUCUUACCUGGCUGACAGACCACCUCCUCAGUACAUCCACCCCACGGCCAUCAGUGUGGACGGCACUCCUGCACUGCCUGUCUCCAGCAACCCGCCUGCCCUGGAUCACUAUGAGCCCGGCAGCGGCGUCAGCUUGGAGACCAGCAUCGUCUCGAUAGACUCAAGACAGGUCGGCAGUCACGGCUCCCAGAGUCUGCACCAGCCCAGCAACGGGGAGGUGCCGCUGGAUGCCAGCAUCUCCAUGGAAACGGUUUCCAGGGUGAACAGCCCCAUCCCGACGGAAGGGAUGAGCGACGAGAUGGCGAUGAGCGGGGUGAGGGCAGAGUCCCGGACGCUGCCCCCUGGGUCCAGAGGCCACGAAUCCAUGAGCGUGGACUCGGUGCGGAACAACUUGGAAGCGGAGGGACCGAUGCCGAUUCACGGCAGCCCUCUGGAGCUGCCGGUUGUGAUGGAACCAGAGGCCAUGGCCGGUCGGGUGGGCAGCAUGUCGGAGAGGGCACUGCGUGACCCCAUCCACGCCGCUGCACUCAACCCUAACCCUGGGGCAGUGGCACUCCCUCCUCCCCACUCCCUGCCUUCUCUCCACGGACCGAGCCUGGGUCUGGACUCUGUCUCCGUCUCCACCAUCACCGCAGACGUCUCCAUGACCUCCAACCAGGUCAAUGUGUCGGCGGAAACCCUGACCUUUGUGGCGCCGGCUCUGCAGAUGGACGACUCCGGCUCCAAUAAGGAAAACCUGGCAGACUCUUUCACAAUCUGGUGCACUCUAUGUGACCGGGCCUACCCCGAGGACUGCCCUGAACAUGGGGCAGUGACUUUCAUUCCAGACACCCCAGUCAACAGCCGAGCCAGGCUCUCGAUUCCAAGGCAACUGUGUCUCCGCCAGUCCAUCACAGGGGGCGAUGUCGGCGUGUGGAGUCAAGAUGCCAUUCCUGUACGAACCUGCUUCGGACCUCUGGUUGGCCAGCAGAUUAACCUGAUGGAAAUCACCGACUGGACGAGCAAAACCAGUACAAACAUCUGGAAAAUAUUUCGUAAUUACGUUCUGGAGUUUCAAAUAGUGACAGUGGAUGAGGACAUCUGUAACUGGAUGAUGUUUGUUCACAGAGCCAGGACUCGCGAGGAGCAGAACCUAGUGGCCUAUCCUCACAACGGGAAGAUUUACUUCUGUACGUCCAGGGAGGUUCCUCCUGACCACGAGCUGCUCUAUUACUACACCAGGGAUUAUGCACGGCAACUCGGGGUUCCGGAGCAGCCGGACGUGCGCAUGUGCCACUGCGGGAAAGCCUACAGCACGUACGGGGAGCUGAAGUUGCACCUGAACAGCCACGGGCAGAACCGGGAGAGGAAGUGGAAGUGCUCCAUCUGCCCCCGAGCCUUCACCUCCUCCACCAAACUCAAUGUCCACAUGAUGGGCCACAUGGGCAUGAAGCCUCACAAGUGCGAGUUCUGCAGCAAGGCCUUCAGUGACCCCAGCAACCUGCGCACUCACCUCAAGAUCCACACAGGUCAGAAAAACUACCGCUGUGAAAUGUGUGACAAAUCGUUCACGCAGAAGGCUCACCUGGCUUCACACAUGAUCAUCCACACGGGCGAGAAGAACCUGAAGUGUGAUUAUUGCGACAAGAAGUUCAUGCGGCGACAGGAUCUCCGGCAGCACGUGGUGACACACACACAAGAGCGACAGAUCAAGUGUCCAAAUUGUGACAAGCUCUUCUGGAGGACAACCCACCUGAAGAAACAUUUGAAUUCUCAUGAAGGACGGAGGGAUUUCAUUUGCGAAAAGUGCUCGAAGGCAUUCUUGACAAAGUACCAUUUGACCCGUCACCUGAAGAUCUGCAAAGCCUCCAAGACGUGCAUGCCCACACAAGAUCAGGAGGAGGAGGAGGAUGAGGAUGAGGAAGGGGACAGUGAUGAGGAGUUGUUGGAGGUUGGCAGUGGGACAUGUCGUUUAACCAAUGACCAUUACAUCACAGAAGACAGUUCUCAGUAGUACAAACAUAUUGCAAAUUGCUUCAGCGAUGGUCCAACAAAACGUGUGAUGGAGAUGGAACGUGAGAAAGCUGCUGCCCUUAAAAGCAAAAACUUUUAUUCAUCUCAGUUUUCACUGCUGCAAAAAUGAGUGGCUGCUCCAACUCUAAUGUUGUAAAUGUUGGCACUUCAGAGUGUGGAAUCUAGCGUAUGUUUGGUUGAAGUGGAUUGACUGCAAGAUUGUCAUCCCUAAUGGAGCAACAGCGAAUCGACAAAGUGGCAUCUGUCCCGGAGAUAGACUUCUUCUUGCGUAUGGCGGGCACAGCCUAAAGUUGUAGGACAACUUGUUCUAUUUGAUCUUAUUUGAUUGUGUACAGCGUGUUGAAUGCAUUCGAUUAAACAGGGCGGACCACGUGAAGGUUGCAAUCUUCCACCCCAGGUAGACUCAAUAUGCUGGAGUAACUCAGCAGGACAGGCAGCAUCUCUGGAGAGAAGGAAUGGAAUGGGUGACGUUUUGGGCCGAGACUCUUCUUCAGACCAUCUACUUGUUCCAUGUUCAGUCGUCUGUUUAAUGAGAUUCCAAAGUGAUGAGUUCCCCUCCCAUACAGUCGAUCCAACCUCAACAUUUUAUGAAGCAUAUUUCCAAAUCCCGCCACCGAUGUAUGAUACAAUUAAUCGUACAACACAUCGGCAACUGACUGAAGUCAGGGCAUUUUGUCCCAUUGGCUGAGUAGCUGCUUACCAACCAUUCACACCUUGAACUAAAGCAAACUUCUGGAGGAAUAAAAACCAGAGGCAAACUCAGCCUGUAACUCUCUCAGCUUUGGGUAGCUGCCACAUUAUACCUCUUUUUUUGUGAUACUGUAUGAAUUUAAAACAUUUUUGUACAAUGACAGAUAGGCUGUGGAUAUACAGACAAGGUCAUUCGUCUAAAGGUACAAUGCUGAUAUCUGCACCUAUGUAUAAAAUAUAUUGUAAAUAUUUGUAACAUUACCCUUUACAUUCCAAUCAAACUGUAAUAUAUUAAAAAAUACAAUGGAAAGGAUAGUAUUGUUUAUGCUAUGGGCAAAAAAGAUAUAAUCUAGUGUAUCAACUUUGUCUUCAGAAACUGAUUCUCACAAACACAAUAAAGUAUUCAGUUUCGACAGUGAAGUUGUUGCUUUCUAUGCACUUUAACCGGUCUUGGUUUCCCAGGUGUUUUAACACUAUAGGAAAUGAACGAGACACUAUUUGAACCUGCAAAUUGUUGUAUCAACUCUUGAUUUUGUGAUUGUGUAUAGAUUGAGGUUACUCCAGGUGAGCUUAAAGUCAUUCAAAAUCAAAAUAGCAAUAAGAAAAUUGAGCUUUUAACUGAAAAUGUAAAUGAAGUGACGUGGGACUUGUAUACUUUUAAGUUCGUCAGUGCUCAGAAACGAUAUUAAAAUAUUACAUCAGCUGGUA
Messenger RNA from Leucoraja erinaceus (little skate), 3892 nucleotides. RefSeq names its product PR domain containing 4 (gene prdm4). The coding region runs from base 159 to 2474 and encodes 771 amino acids. Gene Ontology annotation, cellular component: cytoplasm; nucleus. Gene Ontology annotation, molecular function: histone deacetylase binding; RNA polymerase II cis-regulatory region sequence-specific DNA binding; DNA-binding transcription factor activity, RNA polymerase II-specific. The transcript has 12 exons. The record is from RefSeq and is a predicted model, not a curated record. Gene Ontology annotation, biological process: cell fate commitment; regulation of transcription by RNA polymerase II. Lineage: Eukaryota; Metazoa; Chordata; Chondrichthyes; Rajiformes; Rajidae.